This is a messenger RNA of Aquila chrysaetos chrysaetos, 4712 nucleotides long. RefSeq names its product G protein-coupled receptor 132 (gene GPR132). Gene Ontology annotation, molecular function: G protein-coupled receptor activity. Lineage: Eukaryota; Metazoa; Chordata; Aves; Accipitriformes; Accipitridae. The coding region runs from base 353 to 1456 and encodes 367 amino acids. The record is from RefSeq and is a predicted model, not a curated record. Gene Ontology annotation, cellular component: membrane. Gene Ontology annotation, biological process: G1/S transition of mitotic cell cycle; negative regulation of G2/M transition of mitotic cell cycle; G protein-coupled receptor signaling pathway. The transcript has 2 exons.
UCUAACUUGCUGAGGGUCAAAGUGAUUACUGUGUUUGAAGUUCAAAACUGUUUUUUCCUCAGAUCAGAGAGUAAGGACCUGGAUUCUUUUUGCCUUCCUCUACAGUAGUGCGUUGCUGAUUGCCUGCUGGUAUCAUGGAGGCACAGCUCACCCAAGCCCUUCUCUGCCAUUGAUGAGGCACCAGACAACAGCAGGAUCGGUCUAUCCCAUCCCGACUUUUGACUGACACCCUAUAGUCUUGAGAGGACCAAGAUAUGUUGCCUAACCAAGUCGCCAGACCCAGUACUCGGGUGAAAUCUGACGGUCUGUGAUUGCCUUGCCAAGCCAGGAAACAACAGCUGGAAAAAGAAUAAUGGAAAAUUGUACAGACACAAAUAAUAGCUCCACUUGCACAGGAAUUCCCUACAAAGACAGCAAGACACUUCUGGUUGCAGUUUACAGCAUCGUUUUUGCCAUAGGCCUUCCGGCAAAUUGCUUAACUUCCCUGCUUACAUUUCUACAAAUACAAAGGAAUAAAGUAAUCGCCAUCUACAUUUUCAGUUUAUCAUUGUGUGAGCUGAUGUAUUUAAGUACCUUGCCUCUCUGGAUUAUCUACGUGCAAAAUGAGCACCGAUGGAAUAUGGGUGUAGAGGCUUGCAGAAUAACAGGAUUCAUCUUUUUCUGCAACAUAUACAUCAGUAUUCUGCUUUUGUGCUGCAUUUCUGUGGAUCGUUACGUGGCACUGGUGUAUGCUCUGGAAUCAAGGGGGAGAAGAGGACAGAAAAAGGCAAUCAUAAUAGUGUGUUUUCUCUUUGCUGUGGUUGCAAUAAUCCACACUCCAGUAUUUUACAUGGAAGAUAAUGCAGAACAUAUGAACAGGAAGACCUGCUUUGAAACUUUGCCCCUUAACAUAAAAUUGGCUUCUUUCAGCUUUGCUAGAUUCCUAUUUGGAUUUGCCAUACCUUUCACAAUCCUCAUUUUCACAAACUACAAAAUUUUCCAAAGUACAAAAACAAGCAGCAGCUUGACUUGUCGCCAAAAAGCCAAAGUGAAGUAUCUGGCUGUCGCCAUUAUUGUCAUUUUCCUGAUCUGCUUUGCUCCCUACCAUGUGGUACUCAUAAUAAGAUCCAUAUACUUUAUGCUUCAUCAAAAUUGCUCAUGUCCAUUUGAAAAAAAUAUCUAUUCAAUUUUUACAGCGUUUCUGUGUUUAGCCACUGCAAACAGUGUUGCAGAUCCAAUCAUCUACGUGCUGGUUAGUGAAAACGUCAGAAAAGAUUUUUAUAGGACUCUGAGAAGAUGGAGAUUGAACUCAGCCAGGCUGAAUUCAUCCAUUAAUCACAAGACUGACAGCCUAAAAUUGAAAAUGUCAAAAGAAUCACAGGAAGGAGGGCUAAAAGAAGAAAACAAAGAAAUACCAGAUUCAUCUGACAUUCAAAAGACCUGUACUAGUGGCAAAGACCAAGAAGGUGGCAGCUAGCAGUUAGCUGCUGACACAACUAAGAAGUUCCCACCACCAGCUGUGGGCUGCAGACUGCAGCACACAAGUAUUUACAUUCUGAUGUCUGUAGGAAGUUUUGUCAUUGUGUGUGAGCCAGCAACUCCUUGAAGACGCUACAGGAGUGAUAACUUCUUAUUUCUGUUUGUCUCCUACAAUAAAGUUCAUCCACCAGUAUCAUUGGUGAAAAUAUUUCUUUGCUAAGGACACGUGGAAUAAACUAAGUAAUUUACUUUGACUCAAAUUGAAAUCUUAAAAGCUUAUUUUUGGGGCUGGCUUUUUCUUCAUAUGGAUUCAGAACCAGUUUUAUCUUCUGAGAUGGACAAAAAAUCCCUGCUGAGGAGAACAACGUAGGACCCAUUCUUAAGGUUGAAAUUUUUAGUUCUUGAAGACGUACAUGUUCAGAUUCUCAUACACGAACUCUGUUGUUACCGUUUGUGGUUAACCAGUGGAAAAUAUUAAAAACGAGGAAGUCUUUCAACGAGAGCCUUGAAAAUGUUCCUAAUACUUCAGUAUGCAGCUUUAUUUACCUUGCACAUUCUGGGGAGAAUCAAAGGGCAAAACAGUGGCCCAAUAACACAGAACAACAGUACCUCUGCUGUAUUAGUCAAGAUCCUGUACUGUCCUGACAUUCUUAAAAUAUACAAUUCUAAUGCUUGAUAUUUUACAAUUAGUAGAUUUUACUUAUUUUGCAGUUAAAUCUGGAAUGCACUGAAGUGUAUAGAAAAUUUAUACAUUUCCAACUGGUGUCAUGGAUUGUUUGUACGCCAUCCCUGAACGUUUGUUGAACUUGUGUUUCAUUUCUGACUAAGCUAAAACUUCCCUUCUGGUACUGAUCCAACUUUCACUGUGUAGGAGUUUGUACAAGAGUUAAGUGCCUUACUGACAAGGAAGGGCUGGCAGCAUGGAGAACACAGUCCCUUCUCCCCACAGAUGGGAACUCCCUCGGACAUGCUGGUGGUGCAUCCAUGAGACUAUACUGGGGCAGAUUUAAUUGUUGCUGCUGCCACUUUCACUAAGAAUAAAUUAUUGAUGGUAGUUUCCUGUGCCUUCAAACCAGAAAUUCAAAAAUAAGAAUGGUACAAAUCUGGCAAGAUUUAUUUAAACAGCUUCUUCAUAUUUUUAUGCAAUCAAAGUAAAACAGACAAAGAUCAUAAAUCGGUUGGAUGUUUAUUUGAGUACGAGUUUGUAAAAGUGUUUCACGGUGUCAUUCUGCUUCAUCUGUAAUGUUGUAUUUCUGUAAUAUUUUCAAACUGUCAUUAAUGUUGACAUUUCUGAAUUGAACUAACAUUAGCCAAUGUUCAAGUAAAUACAAUACUUGCUAAUGUUUUAAAAUUGUCAUAGGUAUUUCUGUAUAUUAUGCUUUAUUCUUAUACACUUUUGCAAAGAAGCAUUGUGCCACAAUAGCAUUUCCUCAAGUUAUUGUAUUUAUGACAUAUUUAAUUUUUUUAUUAUUUAAUGACUCCUCUGGCAUCUACCUAUGAAAGGCUUGUGUCCUCAAAAGUAGUUUACAUAAUACUGAAUUGAAUAGGAGAUUGUUUCUUGGAAAAAUGUGAAAUUCUGUUGUGAUGCUAAUUAACAAAUUGUGGUUUUGUAUUUGCAUAUGCAUGCCAGAGAUCAAAGUCUCUAAGGUAUCAGGGAGAGAUCUGCAAAGUGCUGAACAUCUGUAACUUUGCUGAAAAUCAAACUUUCCAUUACUAAAAAAAUCAGCGGCAGGCGUUGCUCGUAACAGCCCAGUCAGCCAGAGCACUGGUGAUUAAUCUCUGAAGACACAUAUGCAAACUGCCCCAACCUCAGGAUUUUCAUAGUCUAAAUGUAAAACUCUCAUGAAUAAUAGCAGUGAACUUAGAAGAAACUAAAGAUAUAAGCUUCUGAACUGAUUGAAAUGGAUGCAAAUUAGAUAUUCAUUUCAACGAAGUCUGAAAUCUCUCUGAUGUUUUUCCUCUGAUAAAACGUGAGUAUCUUUAGAGCAACCAGUAUCAGAGCCCGGUGCCGUAGGUGCAGGGAACAGGGAUUAGCAGGGUCUGAUGCAACUUCUGCAAUUCUUUUGCAUUGCCUAAUUUACAUGCUGUUCUAAAUUACUAUAUCAUUAUGCAUCUUCUCUUAAUAAAAAUCCUUGGAGCUUUUUUGUUCAGAUGCACUCUGACUUAAAAGUCCUAGGGGUGCCAAGGCCCUGUACAUCCUGAUCCAAUUUUGAAGAUGACCUCAAUGAUCUCCAGAGGUGCUUUCCAAACUAAAAUAUUCCGUGACAGGGAUUAGGGGCCAGGUACGAAGCAAUGUAUCCACAUGGGAAAAUCGCAAAUCGUGACUUCUUUGGAUAAAUGGAAAAGCAGCUUUACGUCUCAGUGAGUACAUCAAGAAAUGCUAUUUCCAUGUUGUUAAACUAUCCCAUCAGAUAAGCCGACUGUUUCUCAUGUGACAAAUUGAAGCAUGAGAUCUGUUUUGUCACACGGUAUCUGACUGUGCCAUACAGGCAAAGGAAGGGUCUCAGCACUGGGACACUUGCUAGAGACACAGUAAAGGACACUACUCAGGUCAGAGCAGAUCUGAAGGAUGGCUUGAUUGUGUGGGUCUUUCCAUCCUUUCCUCCUGCAGGGACAUUACCAGUGAGCCUGCAGGGACUGCUGCGUGCUCUGAAGGGUCACCUACUGCAUCAGAUCUGCAGUUCUCAGCCCAGCUAUUUGGAUCUGUCCCCCGACUUCCUCAACUCAGUUUAAGCUAUAAAAUGACUUGGAGAGAGUACAAAACUUAGGCCGUGCUUCCAAAUUUGAUCGUUAGAUGGCCAGGUGUCCACACGUAUGGGUCAGAGUGGGUAAGUACGUCACCAGUGUAACAGGACAAGAGUUAAAAAUUCCACUCUCUUUGGUAUUCAGCAUUUACUCAGGUAUAACUUCCAUAAUUUGAUUUAAAGAAGAGUGGGCUACUCAAUAAAUAAAACUUGAUUUUAUUUUAACAUGUGUCUCAGACAUUCAUAAUGUACCUGGGAAAUAAGUGGAUUGCUGAUUGUUUUAAGUAUGGCUGUGAAGCAUGAAGUGAAUAAUUUCUGGCUAUGAACUAGAGCUGGCCAAACUAGUUUUUCCAGACAAUAUAUCUGAUUUGUUUGUUUAUUCAUCAAUUUUAAGUUAUUUCUAAAGACUGCAUUUUUAAAGUAAUUAUUUGGGGUAACUCACUUAUAAAACUCUAUUCCUGUCUAAGAAAUGCUUUUGUGUUCAGUACUAAAUUUUGCUUCAAGAGGAUA